Brassica napus (rape) is the source of this 1522-nucleotide messenger RNA. RefSeq lists its product as uncharacterized. The transcript has a single exon. NCBI's taxonomy places the organism in Eukaryota, Viridiplantae, Streptophyta, Magnoliopsida, Brassicales, Brassicaceae. Bases 270 to 1283 code for a protein of 337 amino acids. Gene Ontology annotation, cellular component: membrane. The record is from RefSeq and is a predicted model, not a curated record.
CCAAGGCUCGAACCCAGAGGCGGGCACUCCAGCUGGAGCUCCUAUACCACUAGACCAAAGCAACUUGGUUAAUAUAUAACUCUUAAGACAAAUAACUCUUUUUUUUUUAACAACAAACUUUACAUAUAACUAAAACCAAGCUAAAGUAUAAUAUGAAAUGUUCAGUUUUACUUUUGAUAAGAUCUGAGAGUCAUUUACAGACCACACCAACCAAGGUAAAAUAUAAUAUUUAGACAUGCAUCAUUAUUUACUUAUGACCCUACAUUUACAUGCCUUUCCUUGCACAUUUUUUGUUCCAAAAGACAAAACAAAGAAACACGAAAAGAAAACACAUGAACUCCAAAUCUCUCACUUGUUGUGUUGUGUUCUUGCUACACACAAAUUUAUUAUCUUCUACAUCGCCAUCAUCUCUCAUCCACGUCAACUCCACAACAUCAAUCCUCAAUGUCACGUUACCACACUCCUUAUCUCAAUCCCUUGAGGAUUUCGCCCUCAAGACGUUAACAAACCAACAUCAUACCGGUUCUUUAUACCGAGCUGUCUUACCUAAAAAUUUAUCAGGAAUCGAAGUCUCCAUAGUCCGUCUCACCGGGAAGAGCAUUUGGAACGCCGGGGCCAGAUUCAGCAACGUGCUUAUUCCGGCAAGGUCAGUUUCGGUACCUCCUGCAAGGAGAGUCGCUAUUGUGUACCAAAAUCUAGGGAACUGGUCUAACCAUUGGUAUACCGUACCCGGUUACCGGUUAAUCACUUAUGUCUUAGGGUUUAGAGUUUUGGACGUGUCGGAUCAAGACAACGUCAAAGAGAUCAGUCUAAAGAUGAAGAAUCCUGUAAAGAUCUUGUUUAGGGAUUUAUCGGAUGAGAAAAUGUUGUCUAGGGUAAGUUGCGUGAGUUUCAAGGCACAAAACGAAGACAAGGAAGCUGCUCGUAUAAGCAGAAUGAUUCUCCCGGGCGUGUGUUAUGGUUCAAGCCAUGGAGACUACUCGGUGAUCGAACAUUUAGAGAAGGAUAAGAAGAAGAAGGUGGCGUUGUGGCGGACCUGGUGGUGGCUGUGUAUGGUGGGACUAGUAUUAGGGUUUGGAGUGUUAUGGCUCUUAGGGUUUGUAUGUACAAUGGGGCUAAGGAUUUUAAGAACGAAGAAGAUUCAAGUGAUGAUGGAGAGGGAAGCUAAUGAUGGUGAAGUGUUUGAGAGCAGAUGGGUUGGUGGAAGUAAAAUGCCAUCAGCAACUGUAACCAGAACCCUACCAGAGUCUGAAUCCGGAUUCGAAAACUGUUCUCAUGGAUAAAAUAAAAGUUUGAGUUUUAUAAAAAUAUGUAACCAAAACUUACUAAAUUCAAAAACCAGAACAAUCUUCUUUGUUGAGGAUCCUAUCUUUGUUCCUCAGUUUCAUGGCUUUAUCUUUUUAUUUUGCUGGCUGGAAACUUCUUCAUUCCAUCUAGAAUAUGUAUCAUAGUCCCUUUUGCCCCCAAGAACUGUAAAUUGACAUCCUAUAAUCUCCAUUUUAAUGUUGGCCUUGAACUCGAA